AAUGCAGCCGACGACAGUCGGCUUGUGCUCAGCAACAUUAACAAUAAUUAUUAUUGUAAGUCGUUCGGCGGUACUAUCGGCUCUGGAAACCGGUUACGUUCGCGGCACCGAAGACGACGACGCUGGCCGCCUUAAAGAUUUAAAAUGCGCGUAUCUGUUCAGCGGGCUGACGUACAUGCGACUCACUAAGUUGAUGUUGGAAGACCAAAACAUUUGUACUAGCAUUGCGGCGGGCAUGGUUUACACUGGCUACAACAGCAAAACGAUAAUAUGUACGUUGUACGACAACGAUUCGGACGAGGUGAAAAUCGGUUCGUUGUGGAUCUUGCACUUGUACAUCCACACGAUGCCGAACUAUCACGAAAAAGUACUUAUGAACCAGCAGGACCAGCGGGCUAGAUCACAGGCUAUCGACAAUCUCAUCGGCACCCAUAGUUAUGUCAUCGAGCAGCUACAAAAGGACUCGGCUCGUUGUCGCCAAGGCAAUACGUUUGACACGUACCGCGACUGGCACGCGGUACACGUUAUGCAGACGUCUCCAGGUGGGAAACCCGGGUUGGACGAGUUACAGGGAGCGAUACUGAGAAACUACUUUGGCACCGAGAAAAUGUUGAAAACCAACAACGCACAGUCGACAUUUGGGCGGAGGUGCGAUGCGUUGAAAUCCAGACAGCUGUUCAUGAACAAUUUGGGCGUUGACAAUGAAGCCAAAUCGAAUUUGAUGUACGCGUACAACGUGCAAGUGAAUUGGCACCAUACCCACGUGUAUCUCGACUAUUCUUGGACUUACGCGCACAAACUCUUGUGGCACAAAAACAGCCUGAAAAACGUCAAAAGGUACUACAACAUGCAUAUCGGCUUGUUGAAAGUCAUUAUGUGCCGGUUAACGUGGAAACACUUGUUGUAUGUUAAAGAUUACACCGGUACCAACCGAGUUAAAUACUUGAGAAAAUGGUACGAUUUACUGAUCGAUUUCGAAACGAUGUUACGUAUCGACGGCGAUCCUCACAUAAAGUAUUUAACCACUGCUAUGUAUACACUGGCAAAGGCCCGGGAUAGCAUAGUCAACAUUAUAUACAAUCUUGAGGAAAUUCUGCACGACAUAACCAGCUGGUUAGAAUGCGAGGCGACCAAUCCAAUGACUUUGGACGGCCGAGAAUUUGUGCAAGAUUGCAUGAGUAAGGAACAAUUUUCUAUAACCAAACACUAUCUAAAGACAUCCAGCCGUAUACCAAUCGAACGCAACAGUCUAGUUAUCGCCAAAACUUUUCUAUGUUAUCUCAACGUGAUAUUUAAAAACGUCGAUUUCGAUGUAAUUCGGUCGCUCACGGAUUAUAUCGACGAAAUUAAUCGGUAGGUAAAUAUUUAUUAUGUCGU
This is a messenger RNA of Adelges cooleyi (spruce gall adelgid), 1377 nucleotides long. RefSeq lists its product as uncharacterized. The record is from RefSeq and is a predicted model, not a curated record. NCBI's taxonomy places the organism in Eukaryota, Metazoa, Arthropoda, Insecta, Hemiptera, Adelgidae. The transcript is spliced from 2 exons. The coding region runs from base 2 to 1357 and encodes 451 amino acids.